Molecule: messenger RNA, 1143 nt
Organism: Trypanosoma theileri
Lineage: Eukaryota; Euglenozoa; Kinetoplastea; Trypanosomatida; Trypanosomatidae
Exons: 1
Coding region: 1-1143 (380 amino acids)
Source: RefSeq, a predicted model, not a curated record
AUGCUAACACCUCAGGAGGUUGCAUGCGACUUCAUCCCUGCGUUCUUUGAACGCCUCGCAUCCAAGCCGGCGGAACUGGCGGAGAUGUACGGCCCGCAGUCCACCCUUGUGAUUGUGGACUUCGAGAACGGCACGACGGAGGCCACCGGCGCGGAGAUCCCGCAGACCAUUGAACAAUGGGCCAGCAUCCUGCAAGGAUGCGCGUUGACCGUGGAGAGCUACUUGGCGGCUCCCUUGUACAGCGGGGUGAACGUUUACGUGACAAUGAAAGCUGAAUCCAGUGCGGCGUGGCACUACUUCCACUUUGUGACGACUCUUGAGUCUUACAGCGCUGGAGCUUACGGGCCUGAGGCGUAUUACAUCCGUCACCAGAUUAUGAUGCGCCCCGGCGCCGCCGAGAAGGAGCAGCCUGCUGUGCAACUCACACCUGAGCCGGAGCAAAAAGUAGAAGAAUCGCUUCUGCAGGAAACAGCGGUGGAGAAUUCCGUUGAGGCAGCAGUAGAGCAGCAAGAAGAAGAAGUGGAAGAGCCUGCGGUCGACGUCAAAAGACCAGCGGCAGCGGAGCGAACACCCACUACCGUUGAGCCUACUACUACUACUACUACUACUACUACUACUCCUACUGCUACUACUACUACUACUACUACCACCACCAAUAACAACACUGCCGCUCCUACUAACAAUGUCGCCACCCAGCGUACACCUGCAGCUCCAAAGUCAUGGGCUAGCUUGGCCAGCAGUGCCCCAAAAGGUGAGCCACGUCAGCCAUUGAAGGUGACUUCUCAUGAAAACGGUGUAAGUAACGAAACAGUUGAAGCCCCUUCUGCAAAGUCGGUCCAGAAAGAGGAACAGCAGGUGCCAUCCCCAAAGACCCAAACCAAAGCCCCAUGUGCGCCAGCUCAAGCUAUCGGUGACCGUCUGAUGUUCAAUAUUGAUCAUGCUGUUUCUGACGAGGAUAUUAAGUCUGCCCUUGGACGUCUUGCUGCUAACAUCGUGUCUCUCCGUAAUAAUUCAGCCAAUGGUCACGUUUUUAUUGAUUUCUCAGACAAAGAGAAGGUGUUGGAUACACUGAAGGCGAACCCACCGAUGAUUGGAACUCGCAAGACUCGGGUAAACAUCUACCGCCAGAGAACGCGUCAGUAG